Molecule: messenger RNA, 2257 nt
Organism: Nicrophorus vespilloides
Lineage: Eukaryota; Metazoa; Arthropoda; Insecta; Coleoptera; Silphidae
Gene: Pgant6
Product: polypeptide N-acetylgalactosaminyltransferase-like 6
Exons: 10
Coding region: 256-2043 (595 amino acids)
Cellular component (GO): Golgi apparatus
Source: RefSeq, a predicted model, not a curated record
UCAUUGUGUGUGUGUGUGCGUCAGAAAAGAUCGGUGUUUAUUAUUUACGUUUGGUUUGUCGUUUUCCCGUUCUUCUCUCGUUUCCCAAGAAAAAAGGCGAGAGAGAUGCGUUCGUGAGGAGAUGUAACAGCAGUUGGCUCGUCGGGCCGUGCUCCACUCUCUUCUGUGCAACUCCACGCAAUUUCUUCGCGAUUCUCGUCGCUUCGUGGAUGGCAGCAGUUUCAGCGCCAACGGUGAACCACCGGUCCGGGAAGCAUGAAACGCAACCUGAAGAAGCUGCUCAAGUAUCUCGCCCUCACCGGCACCACAAUCCUCUUCACAGUCCUGCUCUUCCGACUGGUCAGGGGGCCCAAGUUCAGCAAAUCUAUUCCACCACCUGCACCCCAUGCCGCACCACAGAUCGACAAGAUCCAGAGGGCUAUAGUGGAUAACGAGAAGAUCGACUGGCACGACUAUGAGGCGAUCAGCAGAGAUCUGCAUAGGACAGGUCGAGGCGAGCAAGGCAAACCCGCUGCGCUCGAUGCCGGCGAGAAGCACGACUACGAAUCACUGUUCAAGGUGAAUGGAUUCAAUGCUGCAAUCAGUGAUAAAAUUGCGCUGAACCGAUCACUGCCCGACAUUAGGAAUCCAGGAUGCAAAGCCAAGAAGUAUUUGAAACACUUGGACACUGUGAGUGUGAUCGUGCCGUUCCACAAUGAGCACUGGACCACUCUUCUGAGGACGGCGACCAGCGUCAUCAAUAGAUCGCCUGUACAUCUUCUCAAAGAGAUCAUCCUUGUCGAUGAUUUCAGCUCAAAAGAAUUUAGCAAGGGGAAGCUGGAUGAAUAUGUUGCGAAGCAUCUGCAGAAAACUAAGGUGAUCCAUCUGCCGGAGAGGUCGGGACUGAUAAGGGCCAGGUUGGCUGGAGCCAAAGCAGCUGUCGGGGAUGUUCUCAUCUUUCUAGACUCGCAUACAGAAUGCAACGUGAAUUGGCUUCCUCCUCUAUUAGAACCAAUUGCUCAGAACUACAAGACUUGCGUGUGCCCUUUCAUCGAUGUCAUUCAGUAUGAAACCUUCGAGUAUAGGGCGCAGGAUAACGGGGCUAGGGGUGCUUUCGAUUGGCAAUUUUAUUACAAGCGGUUGCCUCUGCUGCCCGAAGACCUGGAGCAUCCCACGGAACCGUUUAGGAGCCCGGUGAUGGCCGGCGGAUUGUUCGCCAUCAGUACGAAAUUCUUUUGGGAGCUGGGCGGUUACGACGAGGGUUUGGAUAUUUGGGGCGGAGAACAGUACGAGCUCAGCUUUAAGAUUUGGAUGUGCGGCGGUCAAAUGUACGAUGCACCUUGCUCGAGGAUUGGGCACAUUUAUAGGAAGUACGCUCCGUUUAAGAAUCCUGGAGUCGGAGAUUUCGUUAAUCGAAAUUAUAAGCGGGUAGCCGUGGUGUGGAUGGACGAAUACGCAGAGUAUCUGUACAAGAGGAAACCAACCCUGAGAACCAUGGAUCCGGGUAAUGUUACAAAGCAGCUUGCGUUGAGGAAGGAUCUGCAUUGCAAGACCUUCAAGUGGUUCAUGGAGAACGUCGCCUUCGACUUGCCAUUGAAAUAUCCAUUCAUCGAACCUGAAGACUUUGCCAGAGGAGAGAUUCGUAACUUGGCCGCCCCAGAGUUGUGCGUGGACACCAACUUCAAAAUCAGAGAUUCCGCCGUGGACUUGAACGAGUGCAUCAAAGGCACCAAAAGGAAAGGUGAACAGGAGUUCAGGUUUACGUGGCACAAGGAUAUAAGGCCGAAGGAUAAGACCAUAUGUUUGGAUGUCUCCGAUGUGAAGGAUAGAGCGAAAGUGCUGCUCUUCCCAUGCCACGGAGCUAAAGGAAAUCAACUCUGGAAAUACGAAGCUGAUAAGCAGUGGCUGAUCCACGGUCAAAACCCCAGAUGCUUGGACUGCGAUCCCGGCCAGAAGAAGUUGUUCGUAUCGAAAUGUGAUGAGAACUCGAUGACGCAGAAAUGGCGCAUCGAGCAUGUGAAUUUAACGAUGCUUGCCAAUUGGGAGAACAUUGGUCCCCCAUAAGAAACAUAUCAGUAUUUUACAAAGAGACUUAUUCGAAGAGGAAUUAUUUUCUAAAUGUAACGAAGAGGUAAAAAAUUCAAUUAAUUUUCGUCAUUCUGAACUGUGAUAUUUCAAAAAAAGGAAAACAAAACAAUGAAACAAGAGGAAUUCUUCGUUAAAACAAGAUGUAAUAAGUAUAUAUUUGCCAUUAUUUUAUAAGGAAUAAAAUUCAAUA